CUAAAUGCUUGGAAAGGGAAAGCAUCAUGAACAAAAAAACAACACUUGAGUUGAGUCGUUUGAGCAUUUGGAUCUACCUUGUAUUUUUAAUUUGAAUUGCCAUGGCUAUGAAUAGGAGGCAUUCUUACACACCCCAGCUAACGAGCCCAUUGAUCAGCAGAAUGAGCAGCGGGGGAACUGUGGAAAGUGGGAAAGCUCCAAAGAUUGGUUCUGUGGUGGAAGUGAUCGGAAAAGGCCAGCGUGGCACCGUCGCCUUCAUUGGAGCGACCCUGUUUGCCUCUGGCAAAUGGGUGGGUGUCAUCCUCAACGAGCCCAAAGGCAAGAACGACGGCACCGUGCAGGGGAAGCGCUACUUCACCUGCGAGGAGAACCAUGGAAUAUUUGUCAGACAGACUCAGAUCCAGGUGGUGGAUGACGGCUCCAGUGCGACAUCUCCCGACACUCCCGAGUCUGGUGGCUCCAGGAUCCUCAGACAAAAAGCAGAUAUCCCAGAGAUUCCCAAAACAAGUAAACAGGCACCCGUAAGCGCCAAGAAGUCCUCUACCCGCCGUUCUAUCAAGGCCUCUCGUGAGAAUCUGUCAUCUGGUGAUGUCAGCGAGGUGGGCCUGUCCCCCCACCAGGGUGCUCCACUCAUGCCUCACAUCGGAACUUCUGCUCCAGCUACUCCGAGUAAGGAGGAAGAAUCACUGCGGGCUCAGGUGAAGGAUCUGGAGGAGAAGCUGGAGACGCUGAAAGCCAAGCGCACGGAAGACAAGGCCAAACUGAAGGAGCUGGAGAAGCACAAGAUCCAACUGGAGCAGCUGCAUGAGUGGAAGAGCAAAAUGCAGGAGCAGCAGGCCGAGCUACAAAAAAAUCUCAAAGAAGCCAAGAGGGAAGCCCGCGACGCUCAAGAGGCUAAGGACCGCUACAUGGAGGAGAUGUCCGACACAGCGGAUGCCAUCGAAAUGGCCACCCUGGAUAAAGAGAUGGCUGAAGAGCGAGCAGAGUCGCUACAGGUGGAGGUGGAAACGUUGAAGGAGAAAGUGGAGGAGUUGUCCAUGGACCUGGAGAUCCUUCGGCACGACAUUUCAGAGAAAGGCUCAGAUGGCGCCGCCUCCACUUACCAUGUGAAACAGCUCGAGGAGCAGAACAGCAAACUGAAGGAGGCCUUAGUCAGGAUGCGCGACCUGUCUGCCUCUGAGAAACAGGAGCACGUGAAACUGCAGAAGCAGAUGGAGAAGAAGAACGCCGAGAUGGAGACCCUGAGGACUCAGAAGGAAAAACUGCAGGAGGAGCUCAAGCAGGCCGAAGGCACAGUCGACGAACUGAAAGAGCAGGUGGACGCCGCCCUGGGAUCAGAGGAGAUGGUUGAGACUCUAACGGAGAGGAACCUCGACUUAGAAGAGAAAGUCAGGGAGCUGAGAGAAACCGUCAGCGAUCUGGAGGCCAUCAAUGAAAUGAACGACGAGCUCCAGGAGAACGCCAGGGAGACGGAAAUGGAGCUGAGGGAGCAGCUGGACAUGAGCGGCGCAAAGGUCCGCGAGGCGGACAAGAGGGUGGAGGCCGCCCAGGAGACGGUGGCCGAUUACCAGCAGACCAUCAACAAAUACAGAGAGCUCACCAACAGAUUGCAGGAGGCCAACAAAGAGCUGACGAUGCAGCAGAGUGAAAGUAGCGAAGUGCAACAGCCGCCCGCAGAGCUGUUUGACUUCAAGAUCAAGUUUGCAGAGACAAAGGCGUACGCCAAGGCCAUCGAGAUGGAACUGAGGAAAAUGGAAGUGGCUCAGCUCAACCGGGAGGUGGCGCUGCUCACCUCCUUCAUGCCGGACUCCUUCCUUCGUCACGGCGGGGACCACGACUGCAUACUGGUGCUCCUGCUCAUCCCCAGGAUCAUUUGCAAGGCUGAGCUGAUCAGCAAACAAGCGCAGGAGAAGUUCGAUCUGAACGGCAACCUGGCCCUAGGCAGCGCUCUCAAAGGGCCUCCAGGAGAACAACGCAGUUUUGCCUCUGGACUCGUGUACUCGUUGAGUUUGCUUCAGGCCACCUUGCACAAAUAUGAACAGGCUUUGAGUAUGUGCUCGGUGGAGGUUUUUAAGCGCAUGGGCACGCUCUACUCGGAAAUGAGCUUUCACGAGCGCUCUCUGGAUUACUUCAUUGACCUGCUGCACAAAGACCAGUUGGACGAGACUGUUCAGGUGGAACCGCUGACCAAGGCCAUCAAGUAUUACCAGCAAUUGUACAGUGUUCAUCUGGCAGAACACAAAGAGGACUGUACCGUGCAGCUAUCUGACCACAUUAAGUUUACUCAAAGUGCCCUGGACUGUAUGGGAGUGGAGGUGGCCCGUCUGCGUGGGUUCCUCGCGACAGGUCAGCAGAACUCCACGCUGGCUGUCCUCCUGAAGGACUUGGACACGUCCUGCUCGGACAUCAAGCAGUUUUGCAAAAAGAUCCGCCGCCGAAUGCCCGGAACCGAUGCCGUCGGGGCCCCGGCCGCUCUCAAUUUCGGACCACAGGUGUCCGAGGGGCUGACCGAGUGCAGACGGCAGCUGACCCGCGUGGUGGCGGUGCUUCAAGAGGUGGCGGCGGCCGGAGCUCAGAUGUCAGCGCCGCUGACUGAGCAGGAAGGACUGAAUGCGCUCAAAUUGGAGGACACGGCGUGUCAGGCCGUGGAGCAGGUCUACGGCUCUCACGCGCUUAAUGGCACCGAGUGCCUGCGUCAGUCCUGCAGCGCCAUUGUUGCUACGAUGAACAAGAUGGCCACCGCCAUGCAGGAAGGAGAGUACGACGCGGACAAACCACAGGGAAAGAGUCCUCCCGUGGAAUUGAGAGCAGCCACGGUCCGAGCCGAGAUGACUGAUGCCGAGGGCCUCGGAGUGAAGCUGGAGGACAGAGAAGCAGCCAUCAAGGAGUUCAAGAAGUCCCUCAAGAUCAAGGGAGAAGAGCUGAGUGAGGCCAAUGUCCGUCUGAGCCUGCUGGAGAAGAAGCUGGACACAUCCACCAAGGAUGCGGAUGAGCGUGUGGAGAAGAUCCAGACCAAAUUGGACAAGAACCUAGACUUGCUGAAGAAGAAAGAAAAGGAAUUCGAGGAGACAAUGGAUGCCCUGCAAGCAGACAUCGACCAGCUGGAAGCGGAGAAAGCUGAGCUGAAACAGCGCAUCCAUAAUCAAUCCAAGAUGACCAUCGAGGGCUUGCGAGGUGUGCCUGCUUCCGGAAUGGCUUCCGCCGUUCAGGGACCAGCAGGAGUAGCUAUGUCGCAAUCGCUGGCAGGACCAUUGCAAGUGGUGGACUCUCCUCUCCUCCAGCAGCAGCUUGAAGCUCAGAGACUGGGCAUCAAGCGGCUCAAGACGGAAAACAUCAGACUUAAGGCAGAGAAGAUGAGUGCCCAGCUGGCCUCGCUGCCUCCACUGUGCCCAGCCAAACUGCCCCAAGUGACCAAGGAGAGCUCGGUGCCACCAGAAGGACUGAAUAUGGGCAUCUACCGCCGCACAGACCAGCUGCUGGCUACGCUUCUGAAGCUGAGCGCAGAAGUCAAAGUGGUCGACAUCACCGGGAAGACGUCAGUGAGCGCCAGCGCCCAGCUGCUGGAGCAGACCACCAGACUCCACAACCUCAGCAACGCUCUAGCCAAACUCAAGGGUGAAGUCGCUGAACACGUUGUGUCCAAUCAACCGGGAGCAAAAGCCCCUUCCGACUUUGCGACCUUCCCAGUCUCUUCUUUCGUCAAGGCAAAGGGAGAGAAGACGGACGGGACAGUGUUUGUGGGUCGUGUCGCCAUUCCGUGCACUCGCGGACAGGAGCAAGUCCACCGUCUGGUCCUGUCGCAGCAGCAACUGCAACAAGUGCAUCGCCUCCUCAUGGUCUGAGGCAGCUUACUUUCCCCUUUUUUUCAUCUGGUUACAACAACCAAAUGAGGCGUCAACACUUUUCCACUCUUUCACUUUACAGGGGAAAUUAGCUCAUUUUUGCAUUUAUACUCUACCAAAUGCACUCCCUGUGUUUUAUGUACAAUUUCUCUAAUAAAAUGCAACCACUUAUUGAAUGAACUAAA
Syngnathus typhle (broad-nosed pipefish) is the source of this 4027-nucleotide messenger RNA. RefSeq names its product dynactin subunit 1-like. The transcript is spliced from 30 exons. Lineage: Eukaryota; Metazoa; Chordata; Actinopteri; Syngnathiformes; Syngnathidae. Gene Ontology annotation, cellular component: kinetochore; microtubule associated complex; spindle pole. Gene Ontology annotation, biological process: nuclear migration; establishment of mitotic spindle orientation. Bases 102 to 3842 code for a protein of 1246 amino acids. The record is from RefSeq and is a predicted model, not a curated record.